GGUUGUCAGAAACGGGCGGAGGACGGUGGAAGCGGUUGCAGUGACGCUGGGAGCACCGGGGAAGCCGGCUGAGUGCAAGGAGGACCCGGAGGAUGUGAUGGAGCAGGACAAGCCUCAGCGUUAAUAAGGCAGCCGAGCCGUGUCGCAAGUUAAGAAAAUGAACUGCGUGCUGGAAGGAAAAGGGCCGAGCGAGAGGAAGAUGCUGCUGCUGAUGCGGGUCGUGCGGCUCUUAGCGCUCUGUGCCGUGGCGCUUGGCUGCCCCACCAUCGUCUCCCGCUCCCAGUGGGAGGCCCGGGUCCCAAGAAACAGGGACCCGCUGGGGACCCCAGUGCCCUACGUCAUCAUCCACCACACGGCAGGGAACCAUUGCACCUCACAGGUCUCCUGCAGCCGGGAAGUCAGGGGCAUCCAGAGCUACCACAUGGACAAGAACGGCUGGUCUGACAUCGGCUACAACUUCCUGAUCGGCGAAGAUGACAGAGUCUACGAGGGCAGAGGUUGGAGCACCAUGGGGGCCCAUGCCAAGAACUGGAACAAUAAGUCACUGGGAAUCAGCUUCCUGGGCAGCUUCUCCAAAACAGCCCCUGACAACACCACCCUGACGGUUGCCAAGAGCCUGAUCCAAUGUGCUGUCUCCAGGGGCUUCCUGAGUGAAAGCUACACCCUGAAGGGGCAUCGCGACGUGACGUCAACCCAAUGCCCCGGGGACGCCCUCUACGAGGCCAUAAGCCAGUGGCCUGAGUUUGAAGCCUGA
This is a messenger RNA of Chelonia mydas (Green sea turtle), 754 nucleotides long. Its product is annotated as peptidoglycan-recognition protein SC2. NCBI's taxonomy places the organism in Eukaryota, Metazoa, Chordata, Testudines, Cheloniidae. The coding region runs from base 158 to 754 and encodes 198 amino acids. Gene Ontology annotation, biological process: peptidoglycan catabolic process; innate immune response. The transcript is spliced from 5 exons. The record is from RefSeq and is a predicted model, not a curated record. Gene Ontology annotation, molecular function: zinc ion binding; peptidoglycan binding; N-acetylmuramoyl-L-alanine amidase activity.